This is a messenger RNA of Patiria miniata (bat star), 1435 nucleotides long. RefSeq names its product transmembrane protein 26-like. The transcript has 3 exons. The record is from RefSeq and is a predicted model, not a curated record. Bases 110 to 1435 code for a protein of 441 amino acids. Lineage: Eukaryota; Metazoa; Echinodermata; Asteroidea; Valvatida; Asterinidae.
ACGGGCUGGGAUGACGCAGCCUUGACCUACGCCUGAUUGCUGGGACAACAAUCUUCGAGGAAUCAUCACCAAUUCACCUCAGUUGAAAGGCAAACCUAGCUUUACCAAGAUGAUGAAUCGACGCAAGGCCUUUAAGGCCUCUAUGGUCCGUCUGGCGUUCCUUUUCCACGGCCUGAUCAGCAUCUUUGCCGCCAUCUACUCCACACAGGUCUCCGAGUAUUGGUUCAUUGCGGUGGCCGCUGUGCUAUCUAUGCUGGAGAUGAUACUUACCUACAAACUCAACGAAAACGGCGAGUGGAAAUGGUUUGUACCAUCGGCUUUCAUCUAUCUGAUCAUGGUCAUACCAGUUGUCUGGAUCCUGGAGAUUGCCAUGCUGGAUUUCAGGCUGAAAUUACGUAACCAGCUGGGGACGGUGCGGUGUGUUACCAGACUUGAAGACUACGCCUGCUUCGAUGAAGCCAAUACUACUACAGCCGUGGUACUCAAUCAAAACGACGUGGACAUUUACAACCAGCGAUCCAAUUUCUCGACGACCAUACAACAAACAUUGAUGCUUGUCUUAAUCCUAGGCCGUUGGCUGCUUCCUAAAGGUCAGCUGACGCGAGACCAGCUAUCCCAACUCCUGCUGGUCUACAUUGGCAUGGCGGCCGACAUGCUGGAAUUCUCCUCGGAGACGCUCCGGCUUGAGAAGAUCGCCUGCAGUCUCGACAUCUUCUACGCCAUCUUGGCCGUGUGGACCUGGAGCCUGAUGCAGUUCACCCUGGGUCUGACGGCCACCAAGGCCCGUAAGCGACGGGUGGCAGCCAAAGUCUACAAAUCCGAGGAGGAAGAGUUGAACAAACGGCGGUACAAACACUCCAAGAGGGUCUCGGUGUUUCUGUGUGGUACGGAGCUGUGGGCAUUAAUGACCUCCGUAGUCAUCCAGGACGGACCUUAUCUCGUCGUUCGCCUCUAUCUUAUCUUUGGUCUCGGCAUCUUCGAUCAGUCGACGAUUUUCUUCACCUGUAAGAAUGGAUUGUUGCUCUUCCUGCAGUUUUAUCGUCUGUACGUGGUCAUAUCGGAAUCCAACAAGACGCAUGAGAAGAGCUUGCGGAUCCGACGUCGGCGUGAGUCCCUGGCCGUCGACGGGGACGAGAAGGCCGCGGAAGGUGGCGAGUUGCACUCUGUCGGUGACGUGGCAAUGGCAGUCAUAUCCGGUAACAUCGUGCCCAAUGGCACAGUGCUGUCCAAUCACGGCAGCGGUGAUGACGUCACACCACUUCCACCCAAUGGCGUAGUGACAACGCAGGCAGAGUUGACCGAUCCGGGAGAAGAAACUGGCUCCCCCGUAGGAACGAUGAGGAAUCGUAGGAUGAACGGGGGACCCAGACUGGACGCAAACGGCGGGGAUACGCAUGCGCAUCACACGGUGACCUUUGCCCUUGAUGAUGACUGA